AGAGCGCCAAAACAUAGGGAGACCUCAUCCCUGUCACCAAGACAGACUUCCUCACCGCAGCCAGCGGUGGAACUUCCCCGGGGACCAUCGUCGUCGUGCUGGAAGCCUCCCCAGCUCUCUGAGGAUGAUAUCCGGCUAAAAAACCAGAGAGACAACUGCAGCAGGGCCAACCCCUUGGAGCCUGCAACCAGCUCCCUUCCCCCAGAUCACAAAAACAUGGAAAUUGAGGUCUCCGUCGCAGAAUGUAAAAGUGUUCCCGGUACCGCGUCUACCCCACAUUCCAUGGACCACGCCUCUCCUUUCUACUCACCCCCCCACAACGGCCUCCUCAGUGAUCACCAUGAAGCUCUGGAUAAUGAUGUGGCCAGAGAGAUCCGCUAUCUAGAUGAGGUGCUGGAAGCCAGCUGCUGUGACUCUGCUGUGGACGGAACUUACAACGGUACCUCGUCCCCGGAGCCCGGAGCAGCCAUCGUGGAGGGUAGCGCAAGCCCACCUGCCCACGCGGCCAUCCAGCCGGAACCCACCGAGAGGGCAGCUGGCAGACAGGCCCCUCCCCACACUGAGCUCAGCACCAGCUACUCUGACGCCAUGGCAGAGGGUGGAAAAGCCAACGGCCACUCCCCUGCCCAGCCCCGAGACCUGCAGGGGGACAGCCCCCAGGCCCCCGUGAGCCCCGGCUCCUCCAGCAGCUCGCGGUGCUCGGGCCGUGAUGGGGAGCUCACGCUCACCACGCUGAAGAAGGAGGCCAAGUUUGAGCUGCGUGCCUUCCACGAGGACAAGAAGCCCUCCAGGCUCUUUGAGGACGAUGAGAAUGAGAAGGAGCAGUACUGUGUCAGGAAGGUGAGACCUUCGGAAGAGAUGCUGGAGCUGGAAAAGGAAAGGAGAGAGCUCAUCCGGAGCCAGGCGGUGAAGAAGAAUCCCGGCAUCGCGGCCAAAUGGUGGAAUCCUCCCCAGGAGAAGACCAUCGAGGAGCAGCUGGAUGAGGAGCAUCUGGAGUCACACAAGAAGUACAAGGAGCGCAAGGAGAGAAGGGCACAGCAGGAGCUGCUGCUCACGCAGCAGCAGCCCCCACCACCGCAGCCCUGCGUGGCCCCCGCCCCCUCCCGCGAGCACGCCAGCGCCCCCGACCAUGCCAAGGAGGACAUCGUCACCGAGCAGAUAGACUUCUCUGCUGCUCGCAAGCAGUUCCAGCUCAUGGAGAGCUCCAGGCAAACGGUGGCCAAGGGCCAGAGUACUCCCAGGCUCUUCUCUAUCAAGCCCUUUUACAGGCCUUUGGGAUCAGUCAACUCAGACAAGCCCCUGACCAUCUCGAGACCAGCUUCCAUCGGGGGACCGCUGGAAGACGGUGGUGCACCAGCAGCCAAGGGGCAGAAAGCCAGCUGUGCCCUGGACAGCCAGUCUUUGGGGGGAAGCCAGGGCAGCACAGCUCCUCAGGGGAAAGAAGGGCCCUACAGUGAGCCUUCCAAACGCGGGCCCUUAUCCAAACUGUGGGCAGAGGAUGGGGAGUUUACCAGUGCCCGGGCUGUCCUCACUGUGGUCAAGGAUGAGGACCCCGGGAUCUUGGAUCAGUUUUCCAGGUCAGUCAAUGUUUCUCUCACCCAAGAGGAGCUUGACUCUGGUUUGGAUGAAUUGUCGGUGAGGUCCCAGGAUACCACUGUCCUGGAGACCCUGUCCAAUGAUUUUAGCAUGGACAACAUCAGUGACAGCGGGGCGUCCAACGAGACCACCAACGCCCUCCAGGAGAACUCACUGGCCGAUUUUUCUCUGCCCCAGACUCCACAAACUGACAACCCUUCAGAGGGCCGGGGAGAAGGCGUCUCCAAGUCAUUUAGUGAUCAUGGUUUCUAUUCCCCUUCGUCUACACUGGGAGACUCGCCAUCAGUGGAUGAUCCCUUGGAAUAUCAGGCUGGUCUCCUGGUGCAGAAUGCCAUUCAACAAGCCAUAGCUGAGCAAGUGGAUAGAGCCGUGUCCGAAACCAGCAAGGGUGGGACAGAGCAGCAGGGACCUGGGGCAACUCUAGAAGAAGCCGAAACUGGGGCUCCCGGCUCAGAGAAGCCUCAGAGCAUGUUCGAACCACCCCAGGUGUCCUCUCCCGUUCAAGAGAAAAGGGAGGUGUUACCAAAGAUUCUGUCUGCCGAAGACCGGGCGCUCAGGGAAAGGGGGCCUUCCCAGUCGCCGCCGGCAGUGCAGCCCAGUGGCCCGGUGAACAUGGAGGAGACCAGACCGGAGGGGAGCUACUUCAGCAAGUACUCGGAGGCAGCUGAGCUGAGAAGCACAGCCUCGCUCCUGGCCACUCAGGAGUCCGAUGUGAUGGUUGGGCCCUUCAAGCUGAGGUCCAGGAAGCAGCGGACUUUGUCCAUGAUCGAAGAAGAGAUCAGAGCAGCCCAGGAGAGGGAAGAGGAGCUGAAGAGGCAGAGGCAAGUCUUGCAGAACACCCAGAGCCCCCGGGCAAAGAACGCCCCGUCCCUGCCCGCCCGGACAUCGUGCUACAAAACCGCGCCAGGGAAAAUAGAGAAAGUCAAACCUCUUCCAUCCCCCUCACCUGAAGGCCCCAGCGCGCAGCCUGACUUAGCUCCUGAAGAGGCUGCCGGAUCCCAGCGGCCCAAGAAUCUGAUGCAGACCCUCAUGGAAGACUAUGAGACACACAAAUCUAAAAGGCGUGAGAGAAUGGAUGAUAGUAGUUACACCUCUAAGUUACUGUCUUGCAAGGUGACUUCCGAGGUCCUUGAGGCCACACGGGUUAAUCGAAGAAAGAGCGCCCUGGCCUUGCGCUGGGAGGCAGGGAUUUAUGCCAACCAGGAGGAAGAGGACAAUGAAUAACAAACUUCUUUCACCCAGGAAGCUUCUUUGGUGCUUGGGUUCCCAAGAAACCAAGAAAUCCACACAUCAAAGCAUUUUAAUGGAAUAUUUAUUAAAGUGCGAACAAACUCCACAAUCCUUAUGUAGACCAGAAGCUGCAAUGACCAAUGAUGAAAAAUCAAGUGAAAAGAAGCCCACCCAUCAAACCCUAGAAACACCCAGGAGUCAAAAGAGAAUUGAUUUUUUUUUUUUUUUUUUUGAGACUCAAAGAAUCACCUGGGUUUGGACCAGUCCUUCGACUCAAAAGGACAAAGCAGUAACGAGUCAACGUGGCUGCCACAGGCAGAACUAAGACCAGCCUCUCUGGGUGAUGAGGACAGACAUUGGUAACAGGGCCAUGUAGAGCAGUAGAGCCCACGCCAGUGCAAGCCACGGGGCCUGGGGUACUUCCUACACCGGCUUCCCACCUUCACUCAUGGCAUCCCAGGUGUUGGGAUAACUCCGUUUACUCCAGCAGCCAUAAAACGAAAUGCAAUUUUCUCUCUAUCUGCCCGGAAGAGACAAUUAUGAUUCCAUGUCUCUUCCAUUUAGUUGUUUUUAAUUGGGAGCAAUCAAUGAUGGCAAUACCUAAAAUCCACCUUUUGGAGACCGUGUUUCUUCAUGUUGCAAAUACAAUCUAUUCUACAUGAAGGGGUCAAGAAGGAAGGAGAAAGCCAAACCAAAUGGAUUGUUUUAGCUUUAGGAUCUCGUCUGGUUUGAGUAUUGACUAAUUUGCUGUUCAUGAGAACACAUUUUCACAAUUAUGUUUCUCUUCACACGAAAGCUCUAUUUAGUGGGCAACAACUAUUUUUAUGAUGGGAUGGGGGGAGUGUAUCCAUGUAUGAAACCUGUACACAUUCAACAGGUUGGCUCAACAGACGGUAGGGAUAUUUUUGGAGUGGCAAUAAUUGAAAAAGGGCAAACUCUGCCUGAGGCAGAGGACAGGAAAUAAAAAGGUGUUUAUAGCUAUAUUUUAUAUUAUAAACUGGACCUUGGGAGGGAGAAUGAUAGAUUAUUUUGGAUCAGUCAGAAAGGAAACAUUAAAGAAAAGGUCAUGAAGGUAGACAGAAAAACAGGGAGGGAGGAAGUGGGAAAAUAAGGAAGUAAGAGAUACUAUUUUUGCUGAGCAACCAGCGUUUUUCAGGACAAUAAAGAGAAAAAUAUAGAAUAGAAAUUUAAGUGCAGGCUUGGAAUCAGCUACAAUUCCUAAAGAUGGUUAUGUGUGUACACGUAUGUGUGUGUGUGAGUGUGUGUGUGCCUUUGUGUGUUUGGGUAAAGUGUGUGUACAAGGAUGAAAAUUCCAGAAUGAUCAUGGGACAAGGGUGUACAGUUAUUUCCUCCAAAGCUGUUUGCCAGUGUCGGGAGUGAGUGAGAAUUUCUUUUUUAUGAAAAGGGAUAUAGAGGCACUGACCUGAUACAGUAUUUGUAAUAUUAAAUUGACCUAACCUGGUAUUUGCAUGAGUUGCAAUUGAAAAGUUUGGAGCGGUUUUGUAAUUUGACAUUGAGAAAAGUACCGUAUUUAUUCUCAUGCUUUGUAUUCAUAGCUUAGUACACUGUGGAGGACGCCAGCUUUGCUCUCUGUCAUUUAAAGCAAUAUGAAAAGGGUAUUCCAUAAUUGGGUGCCCUGAAUUUCUGGAUGAGAAACAUUUUUAAUUCUGGCCAUGAGAAGAAAAAAACGGACCAGCC
Enhydra lutris kenyoni (northern sea otter) is the source of this 4524-nucleotide messenger RNA. RefSeq names its product A-kinase anchoring protein 2. Bases 217 to 2820 code for a protein of 867 amino acids. The record is from RefSeq and is a predicted model, not a curated record. The transcript has 5 exons. Lineage: Eukaryota; Metazoa; Chordata; Mammalia; Carnivora; Mustelidae.